AAUGGUCAACUAUUUUAUCAAUAACUCGUCUUUAAUAAAUUACCAAAUUUCUAGUCAAAAAUCAUUGUCAUGGUAAGAAUCUAAAAUCUUACACUAUAUAAUCUCGUAUUCUGUUUGAUAAUUUAUAUUGUUACUCGAACCAUAUAUACUGCGAUUCGAAACUCCAAUAGCAUCAUCCAUUUUCAUUUUAUAAGGUACCAGCUUAUACAUAUUUAAGACGUUUAUUGUUAUAUUCAAGGUAUUUAGGCCCUAAUUUAUAUGUUCACUAUAAAAAAUUAAUAAAAUAGUUUUUUUUUGUUGAAAUAUUAGAUUCAUUGAUCAACAGGAAAUGCUUUAUAACAAUGAAGCGAAACAAGAAAUUGGUUUAGCAUUUCUAAAGUUUUCAUUUUAAUAUAAAACAUUAAAUACCAAUGCAAUAGUUUUCAAGUUUGUUUAGGCGGAUAGUGUCUGAUGUCUCAUUGUAGGCAUAUCACUUUUUGUUUUGUUUUUUUUUUCGGUUCGCUAUCUUGUUAAAUAAUUAUAAUAUACAUCUUCUUGGAAUUAAAAAAAGUGUUGUCAACGUGGUAUAAUGUUCGUAUGUCGUUGUCUAUAAUUUCUAUGUAUUGGAAACUUUUUUGUCUAUUGAUUGUAAUAUUGUCUAAAUUUCACCCUAACAUGACAUUGCACAUCUCCAUAAGAUUUUUUUCGAUUUUGUACGUUUCAUAUGCGCAAAUUCUAAUACACAUUAUUGAGCAUAUUAUUGAUAACUUUAACACCAAAAGUAUAGUCGUGUAUGUUGAAAAUGCUAUAUUAAUUCUUUUGCAAAUAACACCAUAAACAUUUUUUUUCUUUUGGUCUGUUACAGAUAGUUAUGUCAAUUUUAAGCCAAUCUAAACCAAUGAUUCUGAUCAUUGGUACUAUUCCUAUUAUCCUCGAUAUGUAUGAUGAUUCCUCUUCUGCGUCAGAAGGAGAGGAAAUUGGAGAAACAAAAGAAAUAGCUCAAAGCCUUGCAUGUUUAACAUCUCAAAAUGCAUACCAUGUUGCUCCACAGCUCUUGUACGAGCUUCAGGUCGAGAUUUUUGCCCGUGUUCCAUGCCCUGAGUAUUGGAAACUACAAUUUCUCAACAAACAGUUUUCACAGUUGCUGAAAAGUAGUGAAAUUUUCCGAACGAGGCGAGAGCUCGGACUUGUGAAACCGUACUUUUUUAUGCUGUCAAGAAGUGAUAGGCGUUGGACUAUGUAUGAUGAGGACUUCAAAACUUCCCAGAGACUUCCAAAGCUCUCUUCUGGCGUUAGUUUUUUCAGUGGUGAUAAGGAAACUACUUGUGUGGGUACGCAACUAAUCGUCAUCUGGAGAUCUGAGGAGGGCAUUAGGGUGUGGCGUUACGAGCUUGCAAUGCACAAAUGGUUCAAAGGUCCUGAGAUGAUUACACCGAGAGUCAUGUUUGCUUCCGCAAGCCACGGGACAAAUGCCUUUUUCGCCGGCGGAUUUACGAUAAGUAAAAAUGGGGUUGAGGUUGUAAGCAUAGUAGAAAAGUACAAUACCGAAACAAAAACAUGGGCAUCCAUUCCUCCAAUGCAUAGGCGGAGGAAGUUGUGUUCCGGAUGCUUCUUGCGUGGUAAGUUUUAUGUUAUCGGCGGUCAGAAUGAAAACGACGAAAACCUAACUUGUGCAGAAAGUUACGAUGAGGAAACAAAUUCUUGGGAGUUGAUACCAAAUAUGCUUGCAGACAUGUCUUUAUCCAUUUCCCAAGCGCCUCCGCGUAUUGCGGUGGUCAAUGAUACUCUCUACUUGCUGGAUACAUCAUUGAAUGAGCUUCGCGUGUAUAAUGUAAACACAAACACUUCGAAGAAGCUUGGAACUAUACCUGUGAUGGCACAUGUAACUAAAGGUUGGGGUGUUGUAUUUAAGUCGGUUAAAGAUAAUCUUAUGCUGAUUGGAGCUUCGUUCAAUAGACUUCACUCUCGGAAACGGGGGAUCUACAAGUCUUGUCCAUCCCCAGACAUGGAAGAGAUUCAUUGGGAGGAGAUUUGUUGUCGUGGUGGUAGUCUUAACCAUUAUAUUCUCAACUGUUGUGUAAUGCUUGCUUAAAACUUUGUUUGUGUUGUUGUCUUUGUGUUUUGUGUUGUGCGGCGAUCUUUAUAGGUCUUGUGACUUUCGGGUUAUUGUCAUGUUUUUAUAAUGUCAUUUCUAUAUUUGCAUCUUAAGCUUGUGUUCUCUUGCUUAUUUAAAGUUAUUAAAUGUUUUUUUUUUGGGAAAUGGGAUAAGCUUGAAUUUAACACACAGUACAAAAGGUUAAAAGUUACUAUCUCAGUUUCAUUAAGAUAAAAAAUUUAGAGAAAUUUUUUGUUUCACAAAGAUAUAUUUUUUAUGUUUCCUAUACAAAAAUUGCAAUUUUUAAUAAAAAUAAUUAGAUUUAUUAAAAAACUAUUGAUUAAAAAGCAUUGGAAUUUGAUAAUUUAAAAAACGACGCAUGAUUAAUACUCCCUCCGUUCGGAAAUAGUUGACGUUCUAGUGAUUUUUUUUGUGUCAAUAUACUUGACGUUUACGGAGUCCAAUGCAAAUAAUGAUAGAAGUUGAUGUUUCUAUCCUUGUAAUAUUAACGUGAAUUUUAGCAUCUUUAUGACUAAAAAGCUAAUCCAAAGCAAUUGAAAAGGUUAAAAUAUAAAUUUUAUCAGUUUUCUUAAUGUUUGUGCAAAACUGAAAAACGUCAAAUACAAAAAUACGAAGAAAGUAUGUUUUUUUUAUGUGGAGAGAGUAUUUAAUGUUCGUAGUCAAUAUCCAAAACUACAUGGUGACUUAGGGCAUGAUUAAUGCAUGUUUAUUAGAGAGAGUCACUUAGCGAAUAUAAAAAAACGUCUCUUAUCUUUUAACUAAAAAAAAGCUAAGAAACAUCUCCUAAGAACCCGACUGAUGUCUUUUAGAAGAUGUUUCUUAAUUUUUUUUAGUUAAAAGUUAAGAAAUCUUCCCUAAAAGACAUUUAUUAAUAAUGAUCUUAUAUUUUAAUUUUUAGGCUUUGAAUGGUAAUGACAUUUCCAUGGUAUGAACCAUAAUGAAUCGGUCGAUCCACCAGAUAGGUAGAUCGACUUCCCAAACUGAUACUUUAAGCCCAAUCAAGAUUCAUUCGAGGCCCAACCCUUGGCUUUUUUUCUUGUUUAGCAAUCAACCUUUACUUUCAGAGCCAGAUAGCUUCCUUUUUGGUCAAAGGACUAUGUUAGCUUUAGACCUAGUAUAAGAUUCUCUUACAAAUUAUUUGGAAUCCUGUUGUAUGAUAGGACAAAUGAACAAACACUAUAUAGUAUAUUACAUUUUAAGGAUUGUAAUCAUGAUAACUAAAAUAAAUCUGAAUAAUCAAAAACAAUAUUUAACUACGAAAUGUUGAGGUUGAAAUGCAUGAUUAGCGUAGCAGGUUAUGGAUCUUAUUAAUAAUUAAACUUCUUAAAAUUAAUAAUUUAAUCUAUCGUAUUUUGUUUUUCUAAAAUUCCUCAAAAUCUUUUAAACAGAGAAAGACCAAUUUUUCACGUUUGAAUGUUUUUUUUAAGUUAUAAUUUGAGAUUUUAUUAGUCACAAAAACAACUAAACGUUUUAUUAAACCAUAACAACUCGAU
Messenger RNA from Brassica napus (rape), 3588 nucleotides. RefSeq names its product F-box/kelch-repeat protein At3g27150-like. The transcript has a single exon. Gene Ontology annotation, molecular function: protein binding. The record is from RefSeq and is a predicted model, not a curated record. Gene Ontology annotation, cellular component: cytosol. The coding region runs from base 851 to 2071 and encodes 406 amino acids. Lineage: Eukaryota; Viridiplantae; Streptophyta; Magnoliopsida; Brassicales; Brassicaceae.